Molecule: messenger RNA, 2010 nt
Organism: Drosophila obscura
Lineage: Eukaryota; Metazoa; Arthropoda; Insecta; Diptera; Drosophilidae
Product: esterase E4
Exons: 3
Coding region: 54-1781 (575 amino acids)
Source: RefSeq, a predicted model, not a curated record
AUCGCCUAUGCGGGUGUUUCGACAUUUCCCACAGUGAAAAUCGAGCCGGGAAAAUGCCUUCCCUACUCGUCCUACUCCUGCUGGCCAUCAACUCUUCAUUCGCCGAAGAACCGCCACUGGUAGAGCUCUCCCUGGGACGCGUACAGGGUGGCACAAUGCAGAGCUUCCAGGGGAAGACAAUCUACGCCUUCCGUGGCAUUCCCUAUGCCCAGCCACCAGUGGGGCAGCUGCGGUUUGCCGCUCCACAGCCAGCCAUUGGCUGGGGACAGGAGGAGAUCCUCAAGGCCACCUCCGAUUCGCUCGUCUGCCCACAGCCGGGGAUUUCGCUGCUGAUGAGCGAAGACUGCCUCAAGGUGAAUGUGUUCACGGGGAAUUUGGACACAAAGGGGGAGCAGCUACUUCCCGUCAUCGUGUACAUCCAUGGAGGAGCUAAUGUCCUGGGCAGCGGUCACAGCCUGUACGAGGCGGGACCGCAGUAUCUGCUCGACCACGAGGUGGUUUUCGUGGCCUUCAACUAUCGCCUGGGAGCCCUGGGCUUCCUUCGGCCUCUGGGGAGCAGUGUGACUGGAAAUUUCGGAUUCCUCGACCAAGUGAUGGCCCUGCGGUGGGUGCGGGAUCACAUCUCGAGGUUCGGCGGAGACCCAGAGAACGUCACGCUCUUUGGCAUGAGUGCCGGAUCCAUGGCUGUGAGUCUCCACCUGGCAUCGCCCCUCUCCUGGGGACUAUUUCAUCGAGCUAUUCUCAUGAGUGGCUCUGCCACGAAUCACUUCGCCAUCGACAAUGUCUACUGGACACAGAAAUUGGCCCGAGAAGUCGGCUGCCCCAUGUACGAUGCCCCCGAUGUGGUGCAGUGUCUGCGGAAUGUGGCCUGGACACGGAUCGUGGAGGUAUGCAAGGGCUGGGAGUCGUUUCAGUUUGUGAAUAUGAAGUGGAACUACGAGAUCGAUGGCCACUUUCUGCCCAGGCAUCCCACGGAGCUCAUGGCAGAGGGAAACUUCAGCCAAGUGCCUCUCCUCGUGAGCUUUACGGCCAACGAAUUGGAUUACACGGCAAAUGUUCAUCUGGAGAAUGAGCCGCUGCUGCAUGAUCUUGGGUCUAAUUUCGAGGAGUACGCCCCCGAGCUGUUCCUCUACAACUACGACACAUCCAUCAGCCGCCGCCUGAAGGAGUUCUACCUGGGAAGCAACGUCUCGGAGAUCUCUGCGGACAACAUCGAGAGAUUCGGAAGCAUCUUCUCCGAUGGCAUCAUUGGCCAUGGAGUCCAUCGGUUGGUCCAUCUGGUCAGGCACUUCACCCCCGUCUACUACAUGCGAAUGGAUUACGUGGGAAAGCGCAGCCUCUCGGCUCCUACGGAUGAUCAGGAGAUGCCCCUGGGCGUGGGGCAUGCGGAUGAUCUGCAGUACGUGAUGCCCAGCCUGUGGUAUGGCACCAUCAUGGCUGAGAAUCACACGGAUCUCUUCAUGAUGGAGCGUCUGACCAAGUGGUUUACGCACUUUGCCAAGACAGGCACACCUCUAUCCACAGAAGAGGAGCACGACUUUUGGCCGCCCUGCAACGCCACGUAUGUGGCAAUGCUCUACAAUGAUGUGGCCACAAAGAUGGGUCCGCCUGGCUAUUCCGAACGAUAUGCCAUCUGGGACGAGCUCUUUCCCACGCCCGCCCUGGGCAGGGGCGUGGCCCGAAGGCAGCAGCCAAACAUCGUCGCCCUUGUGGCCAUCGCUUUGGCCACUGGUGUGGCCUUCAGGCGACUCUCUGGCUCUUUGGCUCUCGGUGGAAAUUAAUGUAGCAAUUAGGUGUGGAAAAAGCUUAUCAAUAGGCCGUUUAGAUUACGCCUAAUGAUGGUCUCGCUCUGGUCUUUGGGUCUCCUCUCCUCUCUCCUCUCAUUCGAGGGGAGUGGGGAGCAUUGCAACUAUUUACUUUGAUUAAUUAAUCAACAAAGGCGUGAGAUUUUCCGUGUUUCCACUUCCACGAGUUUCCCGAGAGCCUCUGCCUCCCCUUGGGGCAAUUAGU